UAUGUCGGCAGUUCCGGGUUGUAUUUGUAUUUUAUAUUGCACAAAACAGCAUGGUGAUCUGAGAAAUGGCUCGGGUAGACUGUGGCUUCGAUAUCUGAAAGUGACAGGUUAUGAUAGCAUCCAUCAAGGCUUGUGGCUGAGUUUGGAGUCACUCUGGUAGGAGGCAUGUAAUGGAUUUGGCAGCCAUUUUGAGUCAACAUAUUUUUUAGGUCUUUGAAGUUCUGCUCAGAUGUCUUGUGAGUGUCAAUGUUUGUGUCACCCAGGAUCACUAUUUUGUGAUGCUUUGCUGAGAAAUUCUGCAGCAGGCCUCCAAGUUUAGUGAGGAAUUCCUUUAUAUUACCUGGGUCAGGUGAUCUAUAGGUUCCAAUCAAAAUCAGGAAGGUUCAAGAUGAGCAUUAUAUCAGGAAAUUCGAGUACACCGAGCCGAAGAUCGUCAUCAAAGCUGAUUAGAGAAGGCAGUAUCAUUUCUAGACCUAUUUCCCAAGCUGGUGAAAUGAAUACAGAUGAAUAUAUUGCAAAAAUGGAGGAAAUGGAUGAGCUACUUUCAAACUUGGAAGAAAAAAUGAAUAGCGUUGAAAUGAAGCUAGGAGAAGUCGAUGAGAUUCUUGAUAAUCAUGAACAGAAGCAUAACCAAAUGAUUGCUUUUGAAAAGAAAAUUGUAAAAGAAAAACUAGCACUGAAGAAACUGGAAGAACAGCAUGUUGAAUUGAACGUCUGAUUUGAAACAUUCCCAGAGAAUUGACAAAAGUAAUAAUUUCAAAUCAUUAUAAAGCUCUGCAUAUUUUGUUUUAGAAAUUUCAUGUGGCUCAAUAUUUACAAAUAAAUGUGAAUUUUAUUGUAAAAAAAUUAAAAAUGUUCAAUACAAUAGGUAAUGUAAAUUAUUGUUUCUUGUUACCUAUUCUAAUGACUGUCACUUCAAUCAGAUUAUUCAACUAUAUCUUGUCAAAAAAUCAUGUCCUAUAUGAUUCAAUUUGUUAUGAAUUUUAUUGGUCAAAACCCCACCCCUUUAUUGGUUGCAUAAUUGGGUUAAGGAUAAAAUAAAAUUGAACUUAUUA
This is a messenger RNA of Nilaparvata lugens (brown planthopper), 1055 nucleotides long. RefSeq lists its product as uncharacterized. The record is from RefSeq and is a predicted model, not a curated record. NCBI's taxonomy places the organism in Eukaryota, Metazoa, Arthropoda, Insecta, Hemiptera, Delphacidae. The transcript is spliced from 3 exons. The coding region runs from base 389 to 718 and encodes 109 amino acids.